GUCGGGAGCCGCCGGGAAAACGCCGCGGCAUGGAGGAGCCGCCGGCAAGAGCGCGCUGUCGUGCCAGCCAUCCCCGGGCGGGCUGAGGCGCCCCACAAGAGACACUUGAUGAUACUAGACCUCUAGAUCUAUGUGACUUGGCUGGAGAAACCAUGGCUGAAGUCGUCUGGUCAGCUGUUCUGAAUGUGACUGAGACUCACUUACAGACUGGCAGUGGAUGGACCUCAGGCAACGCCACCAGCAGGUGCACGCUGACCAAAACUGGUUUCCAGUUCUAUUACCUUCCUGCUGUCUACAUCGUAGUCUUCAUUACAGGAUUCCUGGGCAACAGUGUGGCAAUUUGGAUGUUUAUCUUCCACAUGAGGCCUUGGAGUGGCAUCUCAGUUUACAUGUUCAACCUGGCACUGGCUGACUUCUUGUACGUCCUGACUCUUCCUGCACUGAUCUUCUAUUAUUUCAAUGAAACGGACUGGAUCUUGGGAGACUUCAUGUGCAAGCUGCAGAGGUUCAUCUUCCAUGUCAACCUCUAUGGAAGCAUCUUGUUUCUCACCUGCAUCAGCGUCCACAGGUACACAGGUGUGGUAUAUCCCUUAAAAUCGCUGGGGAAACUAAAAAAGAAGAAUGCUGUUUAUAUCAGCACUCUAGUCUGGGUUAUUGUGGUGGCUGGUAUUUCUCCUAUCUUGUUUUACUCUGGGACCGGGGAAAGGAAAAACAAGACUAUGACUUGUUAUGACACAACGCAAGAUGACUACCUGAGAAGCUACUUCAUUUAUAGCAUGUGUACCACUGUCUUCUUGUUCUGUAUCCCAUUCAUCCUCAUCCUGGGUUGCUAUGGAUUAAUAGUGAAAGCGCUGAUUUACAAAGACUUAGACAAUUCUCCGCUGAGGAGGAAAUCGAUCUAUCUGGUUAUUAUAGUAUUGGCUGUUUUUGCUGUGUCUUACCUUCCUUUUCAUGUGAUGAAGAACUUGAAUCUACGAGCCAGGCUAGAUUUUCAGACUCCCGAAAUGUGUGCCUUCAACAACAGGGUUUAUGCCACUUACCAAGUAACUCGGGGACUCGCUAGCCUCAACAGCUGUGUGGAUCCUAUUCUGUAUUUCUUGGCAGGAGACACCUUCCGAAGAAGGCUCUCCAGGGCAACCAGGAAGGCCUCAAGACGCAGUGAGCUCAACGUGCAGUCCAAAAGCGAGGAUAUGACUCUCAAUAUUUUAGCUGAGUAUAAACAGAAUGGAGACACCAGCUUGUGAAUUUAAAAAAAGGGGGGGGGGGACAGAUUUGCAAGCAACGGUGCUCUCCCUCCCUAAACUUACACACUCACCUUCAUUUUUAAUCCCUUGUCAAACUCUUAAUUUCAUGCAUUUUCAAGAAACACAUAAGGCAGACAACGCUUGUUUUUUUGAUUGGUUGUUUUUAAAACAUGCUCUGUGACCCUAGGAAGAGCUUGAGCAAAAGUAAGUGUGAAAGCUAAAAACAAAAAAAACCAAAACCCAAAACAGUAUGGAAAUUUUCAGUUUGUACCCCUUACAGGUUUUAAAGAUUGGAAAGACUAGUAGUACAAACAAUUCAGUAAGGCUACCCACCCACCUCAGUGCCAUUCAGCAGGAAUGUGGCUAAUCUACCCUUUUGUUAAAAAAUUUUUUGACUUACAGUAUCAGGAGUGUCUUUCGAAGAUCAAACAUUUAUGUAGGGUCUUAGUCCAUGCUGCUGCUGCCAGAUCUGGCUGUGGCCCCAGGUAGGAGAAGGAUAUUGCAGGUCCUUUCUCUGAAUUUUGACCUUUCAUUUGGAAAAAAACCCAGCAACAAAAUAAAACAAAAAACCCUCUAGCCUUUUCAGUUACAGAGGAACCAGGAGAAAAAGGUGAGCUAUAUUCCACCCAUCUGCUCAGUAAGAAGUAAGCCUGCUCUGAAUUGUUCAGUCCUUUAUAAACGUUGAUCUAAUAAUUAAGCAAUUUAACCUCCAUUAGGCAUCUUGAAUUUAUUGUUUCAUAUUGACUUAAGUUGGCCUCCAACCCUUCUCCACUGUACUUGUAUGUUUCCUUCUCACAAAAUUUCUAGCUGUGGAUUUGUGUUUCUCGGUCUCUCUCAAACACUUUGGAAAGAAUACUAAGGGCAAGUCCUAUGGAUUACUUGUCUGUGAUUCUAUUAUGGGAUUUUUAAAAACAUGUUGCAGCUAGUGAUGCAGCUUUAUGUAGAAGGCCAGAAUGGGUAGAAGGGCUUUUCCACCUUUUUUUUAACCCUAGCAUUUGUAGAAAGCCCAGCAAGGGUAAAAGCUACCAAGGAAGGGCAUUUUCAAUAGAAAAACAAAUCAUAAAAAGGAAGUUAAGAACCCCCAGACAUCCCAUGCUGAUCUCCCAUUUAAAACUGCAACUGGGGGGGACACAUCCCCCAAAAGAAUCACACAACCACACAUAGCAGGUAGUUUCCCCCUAAGAAGAAGGUUAUGAAUUAUUAAAAUCUGUUGAUAGGGUUUCUUUGAGAUUCCAGCAGCUUGCUCUGUUUGCGCAGGUAACAUUUUCCCACUACCUCUUGAGUUUAUGGGCAAAGCCAUCUGGCCAUGUAGUGUUAUUGAGAAAAGCUUGGGGUACUGUGGUCCCCCAGCCUGUGAUAUGAUGGUGGUGUGCACCAUGAACUAGAAUUCAGUUGGAAGCAUUUGUUGGGAAGCAUCAGGAAAACAGUACCACAUUAUAUAUGUUGGCUGAUGCAGCAACCAGCUUCUCACAGAUUGUGGCCAUUUCAUUUGGGCUUUUUGCAGACUUUUUCCAUGGCCACUAUGUUUGUGCUUGGCCUUUGCGUUUCAGUGGUACCAUCUCUAUAUUGUUCUUCACUGAAGAUGUUAAGUUAUGAAAAAGAACUAGUUUUACAAAAAAAGUUGGCACCACCUGUUUAUUUUCUGAAACCUGCUGGACCAUGCUACUCCUAUAAUUUGUUAGUUAAUUUAGGGAGCAUUCCUAAGUAUGUCUACUGAGAUGUAAGCUCCAUUUUAGUGAAGCUUCCUUCCAGAAAAGUAUAUUUAGAAUUUUAGCCUUAGUCAACUGUGUCGUUACCUCUGUGGCUUAUUGUUUAACUUAGGAAUGGGGAACACAUUUCAUUGGCAUAUUUUUGUUAACAUAAAAUAUGCAUUUGAUUCACUCAUUUUAAUGCAUGAAUAACCUUUAUUUAUUUUUUAAAUUUGUGACGGUUGCUAGUUUCCAGGCAAGGCAUUACCAUCAUUACAGUCUAGUGUAUUUUCAGCAUAGGAACAAUAAAUCACUGUUAAUUUUUAGUUUGGGGGGAACUGCCACAUCUAACCAGGUGGCCAAUAUCUUUGUAAGGGGAUUUUCACUUUCUGCCCCACCUGUGGGGUAUGCCUGCCCCACCUUAAUGUCCCUGGAUUACCAUGUUCAAUUGGAUGGGGUGUAUACAUGUGCAAUUGCUUUUAUGUACAACAAAAUACUUUGAUUUUGUCCCAUCUCCCCACUCUCUCAAGACUGGUCAAUCAGCUGCAUGGUUUGACCAUACAUGCUCUGGAUUUUGUACUUGAAUAAACCUUAUUUGUACCUUUCACUCACA
Molecule: messenger RNA, 3545 nt
Organism: Heteronotia binoei (common prickly gecko)
Lineage: Eukaryota; Metazoa; Chordata; Lepidosauria; Squamata; Gekkonidae
Gene: P2RY1
Product: purinergic receptor P2Y1
Exons: 2
Coding region: 153-1244 (363 amino acids)
Biological process (GO): phospholipase C-activating G protein-coupled receptor signaling pathway; relaxation of muscle; platelet activation
Cellular component (GO): plasma membrane
Molecular function (GO): ATP binding; A1 adenosine receptor binding; G protein-coupled ATP receptor activity
Source: RefSeq, a predicted model, not a curated record